Cucurbita pepo subsp. pepo (vegetable marrow) is the source of this 1524-nucleotide messenger RNA. RefSeq names its product CBL-interacting protein kinase 2. Gene Ontology annotation, biological process: signal transduction; protein phosphorylation. Gene Ontology annotation, molecular function: protein serine/threonine kinase activity; ATP binding. Lineage: Eukaryota; Viridiplantae; Streptophyta; Magnoliopsida; Cucurbitales; Cucurbitaceae. The record is from RefSeq and is a predicted model, not a curated record.
CGGCCAAAUCGAAGCUUGCAUUCAAUUUUGCCUUUGCAUUUCUGUUUUAGGGUUUGGGUCUUCGAACUUUCUCUGAAGCUCCGUUCCUUUCCUUUGCGUACAUUCUCAGUAUUCUUGCUCUUUGACAGCUAAUUUCAUCAGUUUCUUCGCAAUUCCUCUUCAGGUUCCUGUUUGAUUAAAGGAACCUGGGAAUGCUGAAACAUGUGCAUGCAAGUCAAGGCUUUCUUCUCUGAGGUUGAUGGGGUCAUUUAUCCAUCGAGGAUGCCCUGUUGCGUACUUCAUGAAAUUGGUUAUUUAAUUCGUCAACCAUACAGAUUGGGAUGCCCAAUACCCACUGCAGCUUGCAAUGCAAAAGAACAUAUAUACUCGAAGCACAGUGAUAAUGAAGAUGGUUGAGUUUUGUGUUUAAAUAUUAGCAGUUCAUUAUUCCGUCCAGCGGCCGUUGCUGUGACUAUUUUUUUUCUGCGGUAGUAGAUUUGUCAUGGAGAAGAAAGGGGCUAUCUUGAUGCAACGUUAUGAAUUAGGAAGGCUGUUGGGGCAGGGAACCUUUGCCAAGGUUUACUAUGCCAGAGACAUUAAAACUGGCUUGUGUGUGGCUAUUAAAGUUAUUGACAAAGAGAAGAUCUCGAAGGUUGGGAUGAUUGAUCAAAUCAAGAGGGAGAUCUCUGUCAUGAGAAUAGUUAAGCAUCCGAACGUAGUUGAACUUUAUGAGGUUAUGGCAAGCAAAACUAAAAUUUACUUUGUCAUGGAAUAUGUCAAAGGUGGUGAGCUUUUCAAUAAGGUAUCCAAAGGGAAGCUUAAAGAAGGUGCUGCGCGGAAAUUCUUUUGGCAGCUGAUCAGUGCUAUCGAUUAUUGCCACAGUAGAGGCGUAUGGCAUCGAGAUUUGAAACCAGAAAAUUUACUACUGGAUGAACAUGGUAAUCUGAAGGUUUCCGAUUUUGGGUUGAGUGCUCUUGUUGAAUCAAAAUGCCAAGAUGGGUUGCUCCAUACUACCUGUGGAACACCUGCUUACGUUGCUCCAGAAGUCAUUAACAGGAGAGGUUAUGAUGGAUGCAAAGCUGAUAUUUGGUCAUGCGGAGUGAUCUUAUUCGUUCUACUGGCUGGUUAUCUCCCAUUUCAUGAUUCAAAUCUAAUGGAAAUGUAUAAGAAGAUCGGAAAAGGAGAAUUUAAAUUCCCCAACUGGUUUACACCAGAGGCGCGCAGGCUAUUGUCGAAGAUUUUGGAUCCUAACCCAAAUACUAGGAUAUCUAUUGCCAAAAUAAUGGGAAGUUCUUGGUCAAGGAGGGGGUUGGAUGUGAAACCCCGAAUUAAUGCAGAAGAAGUGAAAGAAGUCGAUCCUUCAGAAGUCGAUGCAGUUUUCGGGUCUUUAACGGAGGAUAGAGAUUCUGUUAGAGAGCUGAAGCAAUUAGUGGAAAAGCCAUCGAAUUUGAAUGCCUUUGACAUUAUCUCCUUGUCAGCAGGUUUUGAUUUGACAGGUUUGUUCGAGGAGACUACUGAUCAAAAGAAAGAAGUAAGAUUCACAUC